UGGAAGAUUGAAACUAGAAAUAGGUUGAAAGAUAUGUUUGGCCACCUGUCUGUAAUUGGAGCUCUGAGCUGGAAUCAUUACAUUCUGAGCAGCGGUUCAUGACUAAUUUCUAUUCAUCACCAUGAUGUUCUGGUUGCUCAGCACCAUGGCUGGUGCUGUUUUUGCCAAAACAAAAAAGGCAUUUGCAGCCUGAAAUGGUUACUAACCAACCAGUUGCUGGCAGAUGAGUCUAGUGGUGGUAUAUUGAAUAUCUGGCCUAGUGACCCUAGUACCAAAGUCCCUGCUACAGGAGGUGGAAUGAAAGAUGGGAUUUUCAGUGUCUGGGAAAUAAAUUGUGAGAAAAUCAUCCAAAGUGCAGCUACAGAUUCUCAGAAUUUUAAAUUGCAAUGGAUUUGUUCUUUGAUCUGGUUACCCAAAACCAGCGAACUGAUUAUAGGACAAAGCCUUCUUGAAAAUCGGAUGAAAAUAUGGAAGUAUCCCAUACUUUUCAAUUCAUCAGAACUCUAUGUUUUGGAUGCCUCCAAAGACUACAUCUCAAGCUCUUCCUUCAAAAUCAUUAUAGACACUGAAUGGACACAGUGUAGAGAAUUCACUGAACCUCAGAAAAGGAGAGUCUUGCAUAUAGCCCUUAGCCCAGAUCAGAGCAAGCUCCCUUCUGCUGCAACAGAUGGAAUGGCUUGUCUGUGGAAAUGCCAUGAAUCUGUGGAGAGCAAACACAGCAGCAAGGCUUUUUAA
Molecule: messenger RNA, 735 nt
Organism: Lepidothrix coronata (blue-crowned manakin)
Lineage: Eukaryota; Metazoa; Chordata; Aves; Passeriformes; Pipridae
Gene: CDC20B
Product: cell division cycle 20B
Exons: 6
Biological process (GO): positive regulation of ubiquitin protein ligase activity; anaphase-promoting complex-dependent catabolic process; positive regulation of anaphase-promoting complex-dependent catabolic process
Cellular component (GO): anaphase-promoting complex
Molecular function (GO): ubiquitin ligase activator activity; anaphase-promoting complex binding; protein binding
Source: RefSeq, a predicted model, not a curated record